AUGGCUCGCACCAAGCAGACAGCCCGUAAGUCCACUGGUGGCAAGGCUCCCCGUAAGCAGCUUGCUUCCAAGGCCGCUCGCAAGAGUGCACCAUCCACUGGUGGUGUCAAGAAGCCUCACCGAUAUAAGCCCGGUACCGUCGCUCUUCGUGAAAUCAGACGUUACCAGAAAUCCACCGAGCUUUUGAUCCGCAAGCUCCCAUUCCAGCGUCUCGUCCGUGAAAUCGCACAAGACUUCAAGAGCGAUCUUCGCUUCCAGUCCUCCGCUAUCGGCGCGCUGCAGGAGUCCGUCGAGUCUUACCUCGUAUCUCUCUUCGAGGACACCAACCUCUGCGCCAUCCACGCCAAGCGUGUUACCAUCCAGUCCAAGGAUAUCCAGCUCGCUCGCCGCCUCCGUGGUGAACGCAACUAA
Molecule: messenger RNA, 411 nt
Organism: Pochonia chlamydosporia 170
Lineage: Eukaryota; Fungi; Ascomycota; Sordariomycetes; Hypocreales; Clavicipitaceae
Product: histone H3
Exons: 2
Coding region: 1-411 (136 amino acids)
Biological process (GO): rRNA transcription
Cellular component (GO): nucleosome
Molecular function (GO): structural constituent of chromatin; protein heterodimerization activity; DNA binding
Source: RefSeq, a predicted model, not a curated record